Molecule: messenger RNA, 396 nt
Organism: Kwoniella botswanensis
Lineage: Eukaryota; Fungi; Basidiomycota; Tremellomycetes; Tremellales; Cryptococcaceae
Exons: 7
Coding region: 1-396 (131 amino acids)
Source: RefSeq, a predicted model, not a curated record
AUGUUCUUCAAAAAAAGGGGUGAAAGUAGUCGACAAUAUUGGCGUCCACAACAACAACAACCACCACCACCGACUAGUCCAGAACGUCAACAAUACGCGGCUGCCAUAGCUGCUCAAGUAGGUAACAGAGAUGAGAAAUGGGAUAUCUAUUAUCACUCGUUCCUCCUUCAUACUUGCCUACACUCUCAAUGCUAUUGGUACAGGAACACCUGGUGGUUUCCUGAACCUGGAAGGAAUAUACACACCCUAUCGAUGUUCUCUGCCUCGAGAUACCCUCCGAUUGAGGAUAUCAAAUAUUACGAUAUGCAUCUUGUGAACACUCCUGAGCUAGGCUGGCUAGGUGAUUAUGUUGGAUAUAAUCUGAACCUCGUCACAUUCGACAUGAAGCCGAUCUAA